Messenger RNA from Pezoporus flaviventris, 3047 nucleotides. It is a transcript of the gene ACAD11, whose product is annotated as acyl-CoA dehydrogenase family member 11. The record is from RefSeq and is a predicted model, not a curated record. The coding region runs from base 36 to 2372 and encodes 778 amino acids. NCBI's taxonomy places the organism in Eukaryota, Metazoa, Chordata, Aves, Psittaciformes, Psittacidae. Gene Ontology annotation, cellular component: mitochondrion. The transcript is spliced from 20 exons. Gene Ontology annotation, molecular function: oxidoreductase activity, acting on the CH-CH group of donors; flavin adenine dinucleotide binding.
AGGCACAGAAGGUACGGCGGCGGCGCAGGGCGAGGAUGGCGGCGGAGCCGGGGACGGGUGAGGUGCGCCAGGAGCACCGCUUCGACCAGCGGGGCUUGGAGCGGUACCUGUGCAGCCACCUGCCCGGCUUCCCUCGGCAGCCCGCGGAGGCGCUCGCUGUCAGGCAGUACAGCUCAGGCCAGUCAAAUCCAACCUUUUAUCUUCAGAAGGGUGAAAAGGCUUAUGUGCUCAGGAAGAAGCCCCAUGGCCCCCUAUUACCUAGAGCUCACAAGGUUGAUAGAGAAUAUCGUGUGCAGAAAGCCUUAUUUUCAGCUGGAUUUCCAGUGCCUGAACCACUGUUUUAUUGCAGUGAUGUUUCUAUCAUUGGAACAGAGUUUUACGUAAUGCAGCAUGUGCAGGGUCGCAUCUUCCGAGACGUGUCCCUGCCUGAGGUGGGCCCAGCAGAGCGUUCUGCUUUGUAUAUUGCAAUGAUAGAAACUUUGGCCCUCUUGCACUCCUUUGAUUUACAGUCAUUGGGUCUCCAAGGAUAUGGGAGAGGACCAGGAUACUGCAGGAGACAGGUAUCAACUUGGAAAAGACAGUAUGAUGCAGCUGCUCAUACCGAUAUUCCUGCCAUGAACAAACUGGCUGAGUGGUUAGCAAACAACUUGCCACCGGAUGAUAAUGAAGAAAGCCUGAUUCAUGGGGACUUUAGAAUAGAUAACAUCAUCUUCCACCCAACAGAGGCUCGUGUUUUGGCAGUGCUGGACUGGGAACUUUCAACUGCUGGUCAUCCUCUAGCAGAUUUAGCAUAUGCCACUCUGUUCUACUUUUGGCCUGCGUCUGUUAAAGACUUAGGUCAAGGAACUAUCUUGGGUUUCAAAGACACUGUAGAAACCCCCUCAUUUGAAGAACUGGUUUCCAUUUACUGCCGCUGCCGGGGUAUCAGCACUACUUUAGCUGACUUUAACUUUUUUCUUGCUUUGUCAUACUUCAAGAUGGCAGCAAUAUCCCAGGGCAUAUAUGCUAGAUAUCUCCUGGGAAAUGCUGCUGCAGAGAAUAGUCAUGAAUUUGCUAAGAUUGUGAAGCCUUUGGCAGAGAAAGGGUUAGAGCUCUCAGAAAGGUCAUCUUUCAGCAGCACACGUGACAGCAUCUCUGGAGAGCUGUUCCGUCAAAGCAGGAAAGGCCAAGACAUGUUGCUGAAGGUGAAGCAGUUCAUGCAGCAGCACAUAUACCCAGCUGAGAAGGAAAUAAUAGCAUACUAUGCUGGACAUGGAAGUACUGAGCUAAAAUGGAAGAAACCACCACUGCUUGAGAAACUGAAGGAAAUGGCCAAAGCAGAAGGUCUGUGGAACCUUUUUCUCCCAGAUGUCAGUGGUCUCAGCCAGCUUGACUACGCGCUAAUAGCUGAGGAGACUGGGAAAUGCUUCUUUGCUCCUGAGGUUUUCAAUUGUCAUGCUCCAGACUCUGGGAACAUGGAGGUCCUGCACAUGUAUGGGACGGAAGAGCAAAAGAAAGAGUGGCUGGAGCCUCUCCUAGAAGGGAGGAUUAGUUCUUGCUUCUGCAUGACAGAACCUGAUGUGGCUUCAAGUGAUGCCACCAAUAUGCAGUGCAGCAUUGAACGAGAUGGAAACAGUUAUGUGAUAAAUGGCAAGAAGUGGUGGAGCAGUGGUGCUGGGAACCCAAACUGCAAAGUGGCAAUUGUAAUGGGCAAAACCAGAAACUCCUCAGCAUCCAGGUACAAGCAGCACAGUAUGAUUAUUGUUCCCAUGGACACUCCAGGGCUGAAGCUGAUAAGACCCCUCUCGGUGUUUGGCUACCUGGAUGAGAUCCACGGAGGACAUUUUGAGAUCCACUUUAAUGAUGUGCGAGUCCCUAUCUCCAAUAUAAUACUGGGUGAGGGCAGGGGGUUUGAGAUCGCUCAGGGUCGGCUGGGGCCUGGCCGAAUCCACCACUGCAUGAGGUCCCUUGGCGCAGCUGAAACCGCUCUGCAGCUCAUGUGCCAGCGUGCGGCGCAGAGGGAGACCUUCGGGAAGAAACUCUAUCACCACGAGGUUGUUGCGCAUUGGAUUGCUGAAUGUCGCCUCGGGAUAGAACAGGCUCGGCUGCUCAUGCUGAAAACAGCCUGCAAGAUCGAUGCACUGGGCAACAGAAAAGCAAGGAAAGAGGUAGCCAUGACCAAAGUGGUUGUCCCUCGAGCCGUGCUUAAAGUGAUUGACUGUGCAAUCCAAGUGUGUGGGGGAGCAGGAGUUUCCCAGGAUUUUCCUUUGGCUUUUAUGUUUGCCUACAUCCGGACCUUGCGCCUGGCAGACGGGCCCGACGAGGUUCAUCUCUCGACCAUCGCAAGGUGGGAACUGCUUGAGCAGUCCAAGAAGCUAACAGCAAAAAUCUAACGUCAGCACAAAGCACCUUGCAGGCAGGAAGGACUCUGGAAGGAUGUUGUUCAGUGCAGUAGUGUUGUUUAAGGUAAAACUGAAUACAACCACCUUAUAGAAUCAUAGAAUGGAUUGGGUUGGAAAGGACCUUAAGAACAUCCAGUCCAUACCCCCUGCCAUGGGCAGGGAUGCCUUGAAACAAUACACAUUCUCUCACUCUUUACUUGCAUUUUACACUUUAAUCAGGGGCUUGCUUUUAAAACCUUGCAGAGUGCCUUGUAAAUACCAGAGUGUGGCUGAGUUUUCUAACACUAAAUCUAUUUUCUAACAGCCCUAAAGUUUCUUCUUUGCUCUGACCCAAAGCCUUCUUUAUCCCUUUAGUGUAGGCAAAGCAGUUUUAACUCAACAGUUCCACCCCAGGUAGUUUAUUGCAAGCUGGGUAAUGGCCAGGAGCCCUGUUUAGCUGUACUCAAGUUCAAGGCUCUGAUCGCUCUUGUUUCUCACACCUUCAAAGAACAGCUUCAUAAGGCCACCACCUUUUCUCUCAUUAACAAGGCUCUUAAUUCCCUUUAUUUUAAAAUUUUCUGUACAUAUGAAUGAUCUGUAUAAUGUACACUCAAUAUAGAAAGUUUUUAUAUACUGGAUAAUGUAUAGAACAUUUCACAAUUACACUAAUUUCUUACAUAACGUCAA